Tachyglossus aculeatus (Australian echidna) is the source of this 1718-nucleotide messenger RNA. RefSeq names its product carbonic anhydrase 10 (gene CA10). Bases 74 to 1060 code for a protein of 328 amino acids. The record is from RefSeq and is a predicted model, not a curated record. The transcript has 9 exons. NCBI's taxonomy places the organism in Eukaryota, Metazoa, Chordata, Mammalia, Monotremata, Tachyglossidae. Gene Ontology annotation, molecular function: zinc ion binding; carbonate dehydratase activity.
CCUCCCCCGCCUCGCUUUUUUUUUUUUUUUCCUUCUUCCCGUCGGGUGAUGCUCUUGGAAUGAGAAUCGGAGGAUGGAAAUUGUUUGGGAUGUCCUCCUUCUUCUUCAAGCCAAUCUCAUCGUCUGCACAUCAGCUCAACAGAAUUCACCCAAAAUCCAUGAAGGCUGGUGGGCGUAUAAGGAAGUGGUCCAGGGCAGCUUCGUUCCAGUUCCGUCCUUCUGGGGAUUGGUGAACUCCGCCUGGAACCUCUGCUCGGUGGGGAAACGCCAAUCUCCCGUCAACAUCGAGACCAGCCAUAUGAUAUUCGACCCGUUCCUCACCCCGCUGCGCAUCAACACCGGCGGCAGGAAGGUCGGCGGGACCAUGUACAACACGGGGAGACACGUCUCCCUCCGGCUGGACAAGGAGCAGCUGGUGAACAUCUCCGGGGGCCCCAUGACCUACAGCCAUCGCCUGGAGGAGAUCCGGCUGCACUUCGGGAGCGAGGACAGCCAGGGAUCGGAGCACCUCCUCAACGGCCAGGCCUUCUCCGGGGAGGUGCAACUCAUCCACUAUAACCACGAGUUAUACACGAACGUCACAGAGGCCGCAAAAAGUCCCAACGGGUUGGUGGUGGUCUCCAUAUUUAUGAAGGUGUCAGAUUCGUCGAACCCGUUCCUGAAUCGGAUGCUCAACAGAGACACCAUCACCAGAAUAACAUACAAGAACGACGCCUACUUACUCCAGGGACUCAAUAUAGAGGAGCUGUACCCCGAGACCGCAAGCUUCAUCACGUACGACGGGUCCAUGACGACUCCGCCCUGCUACGAAACAGCCAGUUGGAUCAUCAUGAACAAGCCCGUUUACAUCACCCGGAUGCAGAUGCACUCACUGAGGCUCCUCAGCCAGAACCAGCCGAGCCAGAUCUUCCUGAGCAUGAGCGACAAUUUCCGGCCGGGCCAGCCCCUCAACAACCGCUGCAUCCGCACCAACAUCAACUUCAGCCUGCAGGGCAAAGACUGCCCCAACCACAGACCCCAAAAACUCCAGUACAGAGUAAACGAGUGGCUCCUCAAAUAAGUGGCCCGGGCCAACUGCAGCCCCAGCCUCAGCCAAGCGCUACAACUGGAAAUCGACAUAACCUAGAAUAUCCCCUCCACCUUCCCGCCGCCCCCCUACCCAUCCCCGGCCCGGACCGGCCCUUCCUUCCCACGUGGGAAGUUCGAGUCACGCAACGUCGCCCUAAGAUCCGUCUUGGAAGACGACCGCUCCCUUAAACGUGGUAAACAAUUUUGAUACCGUUUUCCUGAACUAAUCUCGCGACACGCCCAGAGACUCUUCAGCCUUUGUACAUAGGAAAUUCGCCCCGGGAAGACAGAGGGAGAAAGGGAGAGAGAGUGCUUCCUCCCACAGUAGUAUGGACUUGUGUUCUGUGCUCCAAAUACUCCUGGGAGAGAAAGAGAGAGAGAGAAAGAGAGAGAAUUGUGGCGGCCAGCCCGGCCAGAGGGAGCAGAUUCACUUCUAAGUUACGAUCCUUCUGUUCAUUGAACAAAAAGACCCGCCGUCGAGAGGAACGCGUUGCAGACGGUCCGGAAGCAGAAUGGUUUCAUUCUUUGUCACAUAUCUGUAGUAGGGUUUGCCGAGGUCAGAGCUGAACCGUUUUCUGUUUCUUGUUUUCCAAAGGUCAUACAUCGUGUUUGGUUACUGUUAACAACUCAAUAAAUGUGUUUAACGAGUU